UUUUUUUAAUAAGCUUUCCCAGGGUGCAUGGUGUCCGUGCACAGGGGAGUGUUUACAGGAUGUUAUCUGUGUCUGUGCCGACCUCUCAUCUCUACGGAGUGGGGUUUGUUGGAAUGCUGGAACGGGAUGGAGGAGGAAUUUCUGAAAGGGGGAGUGACGAGAGACAGACAGAGGAGAGAAGAGAGAGAGAGAGAGAGAGAGAGAGAGAGAGAGAGAGAGAGAGUAUAAAUACAUCCCAUAGAGGCUGGUGCUCACAGGCGCAGAUAACUGGACCACUGAAGAACUGGACUGCAGAGGCAACAACAAAGCCUCUGGAAAUCCAAUUAGACUUAGUAAACGUGACAAAUUUAAAGAUGAAUGACAUCUCAGAGUGGCUGGUAGAAAACAGGGAGAAGAUCGAGAAAGGAGUGGAGAUCAUGGCCCAGGCCUCCAGGGUGCUGGCGUCCUCCGUGGGCCAGCUCCACCCGGUCCUGGAGGCCGUGUUCAAGGUCUCCGCCGAGCUGCUGAAGAACCCCGACAGCAGCGAGGCCAACUACCUGACACAGCAGCUGACCAAGGUGAACGAUCAGCUCACGGUGAUCCAGAACGAGAUCGAUCAGAUCGAGCUGGAGAUGAUGACUACGUCGAUGAACAAGAAGAACUUCGACUGGGAGGUCCACAUCCUCAGCCAGUUCGAGAGCUUCCAGGACUUCCUCAACGCUAAGCCCAAGUUCAAGGAGAAGAAGAAGGAGAAGUUUCUGACUCAUUACAAUGUGACGGAGGGCGACUUGAACGUGGAGGCCCUCUACAACGCCGUCAUGGAGGACACCUGCUCAGAAAGGCCCAUCCUGGAGAUCGUGCUGGCCACCAAAGAGAGGAACAGGAAGGCGGUGGAGGACUUCUGCGCUCGACUGAAGAAGCUGUUUGUGGUUGGCAUCAUAUCCAUCAUGGCCUACGCCGCCUUCAAAGAGGGAACCGUUGAUUCGGAGACGGUGAAAAAGUGGAAGGAACGAAUGGAGAACGUGGAGGACAAAAUGAAGGCGGCCGUGGACGACUGCGUCGAGAACUUCGCCGAGCAGGCCAAGCUGGACAUCAAGAAGAAACUAGACGUGAGCCCCGGCCCCGUGGACCCCAAGUGGACCAAGUCCCUCCUGGAGAUCCUGGAAAACAAAUAUGACUGGGUGAGCUGGUCCAUCAGGGCCUUCAAGAACAGGGAGCGUGUUUUCUUCUUCAACUGGUUAGCAGGGAAGAAGUACCACGGGUGCAAAGGCGACAACUCCUUCGAAGUCCUGACGAAGAACAAGAUCAAGGUGGUGGUCUCGUUCUGCACCGAGCCCAAGCCCAUCGACAAGAACCGGAUCCAGGAGCAGAUUGAGCAGACCAAGCUGAACAGGAACAUGAUGUCGGUGGCUCUGAUCCUGCAGGAGAACUUCCCCGAGUGCUUCAUCCACGCUGUGAGUCACUACAAAUCAGUGGAGGAGGCGAACAACUUCCCGGAGGACUGCCACUACUUUGGACGAUACAAAGGAGCCUACCUGUGCUUCCAUUCUCAGUAGGCUUUAAAAACAGACAAACUCAUGAAUCAUCUGCAGCUAUACUCCUAUAUCACUUCUGUGGAUGUGUAAUCUUGGUUCGGUUAUGGGAUUCUUUUACUCGCAGCAUUUUUAUUCUUCUUCCAGCUGUUGAACAGAAACUUCAAGCCAUACUCUUCCUCACCGUCCUCAUCUUCAUGUUCUUAGGUCCAUGUCUGGAUAAUAAACAGGUUGGGAGACCCA
This is a messenger RNA of Austrofundulus limnaeus, 1754 nucleotides long. RefSeq names its product rapunzel 5 (gene rpz5). Lineage: Eukaryota; Metazoa; Chordata; Actinopteri; Cyprinodontiformes; Rivulidae. The record is from RefSeq and is a predicted model, not a curated record.